AUGGGAAAUCUUUUGAGCGCGGAGGAAGCCAAGCCAACUUUCAAAGAAGUUUCUCGUUUGUACCGUGAAGCUACUUCGACAAAUGAGGUUUGUAUCUUUGAUAUUAUAUCUCAAUGAAUAAUUAUUAUCCCAUUUUUCGCUUUUCAAUUUUUUCUGCGAUUUCAGGGCGCCAAAGAAAUCGGCCACAUUGGCUAUUCGGUGGAAUACGUUGAUUGGGAGCAGUACAAGGCGAUGAAGAAGUACCGCCACCUUGUCGAGGUGGUUUUUUUUUGAAUUUCCGCGGAAUGAUAAACUUCGAAAAAAAGUUAGAAAAGGAAGUUUAAAAAUUAUAAAAUUUAUGCACGGUUGCGGCAAAAAAAGACAAAGGGAUUUUUUUGUAUUUAAUUUAUUUCAGCGCCUCUCAAACUUGCCACCGGAAAACAUCGCAGACACUGUAGCCGUUUUCAAGAACCUGAUCGCCGUAGGUCAGAAUCAUAUGAAUCUGUUUCGUCCAGAAAACAAUUCGGCUGUCCUUCCUGUGACUGAGGGUUCUGCGACCUUGGAGGUAUUUUUGUUUUUUUUUCGGAGAAAAACUCACCAAGUGCCCUAAAAUGAGAUGACGUCCGCUAAGGGGGAACAAAAUUUCUAUGAUGUUCCAACUUUUCACCAAUCUUUACUCAAAAAAUUAAAUUUCGAAUCCGAAAAGAAGCUUUCGCUUUUAAGACUGAAAACUUGAAUUGAAAAUUACUCCGUCGGGGGUUUUUUUGGAUUUUUUCUAUAAUACCAAAAGGUACUUGUCGCAAUGAAUAAAGAGCCUAAAAGUUUUAACCGCCCAAUUUCCUAGUUUUUAAGAGCCUGUGCCUUGAAAUUGACAAAAAUUAAGAAGAGCUAGUAAUAGACCAACUUGAGACUUUGAGAACUUCUAAUUUAAAGUAGUCGCAGUUUCCGAAAAUCAGAAAGUGUUUGAAAUACUCGGGGUCCCUUGUUUUUGAACUCUAUCAAACUUUUGUUCAGGGAGCAAUCACCGGCGAACAGAGCUUCGCCUAUGGAUGUCGCGAGUUUUUCAACGGCAUGCUGAAAAUCAACAAAAAAUACAAAAACGACAUCGUUUUUCAAGGAGUUUAUUUAUCCAUUUUUUUUUUUGAUAUCUUAUUUUCAACUUCAGAGCGGGCUCCGAGACGACAAAGGCGAGUUGUUCUUCACACUGGAUCCGGCUUCUGAUCACUCUCAGGUUUGUACUCUGGCUCUUGAAUGUUCUUUUCAGAAUAUAUUCACUCCCUUCCGUACAAGUUGUAUGCAAAGCUGUCGCGAUGCGUUUUGUCAUGAUUUUAAUAAUUGACGCAGUCUAGGAGUUCUUCCGCAUCCAUUUCCUAUGAAAUCAUUGAAGAUAAUCAAUUUUGCGGUUGAGAUUUUUCUGUAAUCUAGCCUGAACACCUCUUAUUAUAUUAAAUAUGUAUCUUGGAAGUCUUGAUCUUGAUUUGCAAAAAAAUUUCUGGCAUUCGAGAAAGUUUAGUUCAAAGCCGGAUCAGACCUUCGAAAUCUUUAAAAUUGGCUACCCGGGGCUUUGAAUCCUUCAUUUCUCAAAUUUAAGAAGUUCUUCAGGGUGAAAAAUUUUUAGAAUCUUUUUUUGAUACACCAAGAUAUAUAUUCUGAUCCCUUUCCGGAACUUAAGAAUGAAUCAUAUUCCAAUAAACGGACUCCGAUGUCUUCACUAGGCACUCUUCGAAAUCGGAAUAGUUUUGCGACCGUUUUGUGUGUAAACCCUGAACCUUUCAAUGAGAUUGAAAUGGGCUAUUGGUACUUGAUUUCAACUUGAAACGACAAAUGAAAUGAAACUUCUAAAACCGAAAAAAGAUAUUCUCUCUCAAUUUCUAAAUUUCAGGCGCUGGUUAAAGAGGAAAUGGCCGAUCCCGAUUUCCAAAUAGUUGAUCAGUCGUAUGAUGACUUCCAGGUUUCAGUUUCAAUCAGAUUAUAACAUAAAUAACGUCAACGAUUCUUUUUUUCCUAAUAUUGAGAAAUUUUUUUCUAAAAAUCGAUAAAAAUUGUCACUUUCAGGCCUAUGAUCAACCUGGAAGCUCAAAGCAAGCUCCAGGAUCGUCGCACUGA
This is a messenger RNA of Caenorhabditis auriculariae, 2085 nucleotides long. NCBI's taxonomy places the organism in Eukaryota, Metazoa, Nematoda, Chromadorea, Rhabditida, Rhabditidae. The record is from the annotation of a GenBank genome assembly.